AUGGCGUUGACGGGCCAUACGGGCCUUCUCGCCAAGCUGUUCGAGGUCCAGGAGCAGCAGAAGGCCUCCUCUGCAAACCUGGAGCGUCUCCGGGACCAGCACAGAGAAUGGCAGCGCUCCGUGGAAGGGCUCCUCGCUGGCAUCCGCACCCACAUAGAUGAGGCAGCGCUCGCUCCUGCUGCUGCUGUCGCGCCGGCAAACACGCAUGGUCCGCAUGGUGCGCAUGGUCCCACAAGCGUUCAGUUUACCCCAGCCCCUACAUAUGCCUCCGAAGACAGUGACGUGAACCUCACGGACUCCGUAAUGCUGAAUAGUCGGGAGAUCACCAAUCCGGGAUUUGUCAGCCCUGGGCUGGCCAGUCCUUCUGACGACGAGGACAACGUGAAGCAGAGGCGGUCAUUGACAGCACAAUCGUUGCUGCAGCCUCUUUGUCCGCACAGCCUGCACUGGCAUGCUCUUAGAUUCUUAGAUGUUCGCGUCAACAUUCGGCCUCGAAAGUCGGUGGUGCAAGCGCUUCCCACAGGGCCGCUGCGGAAGCUCGUAUCCGAGGUCCUCAGGGAUGCCGAGGCGACGUCCACGGAGAUUUCCCGGAUGGAAGCCCUCCGCCAGAUGGUUGGCCUGGUCGUGAAAUCCAACUUCUUCGAAUUUGUGGCAGGCACACUCAUCCUCCUGAACCUCAUCUUCAUCGGCAUUGAGGCCCAGGUCUCCCUCCAGACGGGCGAAGUCUAUGCGGAGAACUUUUGGCCGGGAGGAGUUGAGCGCAUCUUCCUCGUCCUUUACGCGAUCGAGGCGCUACUGCGGUUCGCCGGCUUCGGCUGUGCGGUAUUCAAAGACUUGUGGUUCUUGAUGGACGUGUCGCUGAUCAUCAUCGGUCUGCUCGCGCUGGAGAUCGUGCCCCGUGCGGCGGGCCCCGGAACAGAUUCUGAGAGCUUCUAUUCCGUCCUCGUGGUGCGUGGCUUUCGCUUGUUUCGCUUGGUACGAGCGCUGCGGAUGCUCCGGCACUUCAGGCUGAUUUGGCGAUUGGUCUAUGGCAUGUUGUCAGCCGGGCAGACUAUAGUCUCCACAACAGUGCUGAUCACUGUGUUCUUGUUCAUUUUCGCCUGCGUGGCGGUGGAGCUUAUUGCCAAAGACGAGAACUUGAGAUCCCUCGAUGAGACGGCUGGCAUUGUUAGAGACAACUUUUUUGGUCUGAACCGUGCAUUGUUAACGUUGAUCCAGUUUGUGACCUUAGACUCCAUUUCAGAGAUCUACUUUCCACUGAUCAUGAACAAACCAUGGUUGUGCUUCUUCUUCAUGCCAAUCCUGGUUUUUCUCUCGGUGGGCCUCAUGAAUCUCGUGACUGCAGCACUAGUGGAGAAUGCGAUGGAGAUGGCGGCCCACGAGGCUGAAGAAGAGCGCCUGAAGCUGAAGAAGAGGGUCCGGAGCGCGCUGCCUUCUUUGAUCGACAUCUUCCAUUCCCUGGACAAGGAUCGAAGCGGCCUCCUGACGCGUGAGGAGGUGGAGAAUGUGCCCCUCAGCGUGCUGCCUCCAAGGGUCUUGGACACGAUCUAUGCAGAUAGCAUGGCCGACAUCUUUGAUUACCUUGAUGUAGACGGCACAAAACAACUGAGCCAGAUUGAGUUCGUGGAGGGCUUGCUCAAUCUUUGCCUGAUGGAUACACCCAUCUCGACACUCCAAUCCCUGAAGCUCUUGCAACUAAUCCGGUCCAUCGUAGGUCAGGUGGAGAAGGAGAUGGCGACCCUCAGGCGGGAAAUGCAGAAGCUGCGGAUGUAUGUAUCGACUGUUGGCCUUUGA
This is a messenger RNA of Symbiodinium natans, 1794 nucleotides long. NCBI's taxonomy places the organism in Eukaryota, Dinophyceae, Suessiales, Symbiodiniaceae. The record is from the annotation of a GenBank genome assembly.